AUGUGUGACAUGGGGGGACUGGAUAACUUGAUUGCCAACACAGCAUAUCUACAGGCCAGGAAAAGCGGAGAUGCUGAGAACAAGGAAAUACAGAAGAGGCGCAAGAGCCUUGCACUACCAAGGAUCGAUGAAUUCACUGAACUCAGAAAUUCCAUUAAAGUGGAGUAUGAGCACAUCUGUGAGAAACAGCCCAUUGGUAGAAAUUUUUUCAAGGAAUUUGUGGAGUCUGUGCCUGAAUACCGGCUGGCCAGUGAGUUCUUGGAUGAAGCGGAUGGCUGGGAAUUGGCAGAGGAUAAAAUCAAGAGCAGCAUCCUUGAAGGUCUGGUCAACAUGUACCUGAAAAAUAUCAGCAAUAGCUACUUGAAAUUCCUCAGUCCAGAUUUGGCCAAGAAGUGCCAGGCAGCCACUAAGAAUGAUUUUGAAACUGUCAUGGUAUUAGCCAUGGAAGAAGCAAAGGCCUUUCUUAAAGAAGAACCCUUUGAAGAAUUCCAGAAGAGCCAAUAUUUUGAGAAGUUUUUGCAAUGGAAAGCUUUUGAAAAGCAACCUGUGAGCGAGAGACAUUUUGAAGAGUUCCGAGUAUUAGGCAAGGGAGGCUUUGGAGAGGUUUGUGCUGUCCAGGUGAAAAACACUGGCAAAAUGUAUGCCUGUAAGAAGCUGGACAAAAAAAGACUAAAAAAGAAAAAUGGUGAAAAGAUGGCUCUGCUGGAGAAGCAGAUCCUCGAGCGAGUCAACAGCCGUUUCAUUGUCUCCCUGGCCUACGCUUAUCAGACCAAAACUGACCUGUGUCUCGUCAUGUCCCUCAUGAAUGGAGGAGAUCUUAGAUUUCACAUUUACAGUACAGGGGAACGAGGCUUGAAAAUGGAUAGGGUCAUCUACUACUCGGCUCAGAUGACUUGUGGACUCCUGCACCUUCACUCCAUCAAUGUCGUCUACAGGGACAUGAAACCAGACAACGUUCUCUUGGAUGAGCAUGGCAACUGUAGGUUGUCUGAUCUUGGUUUGGCAGUAAAAGUCAAGGACGACAAACCUAUCACCCAAAGGGCUGGGACUAACGGCUACAUGGCUCCUGAAAUCCUAAAGGAAGAUGAAACUUACUCCUACCCUGCGGACUGGUUUUCACUGGGAUGCACUAUUUAUGAAAUGGUUGCUGCUCGAACUCCAUUCAGGGAUCACAAAGAGAAGAUCAGUAAAGAAGAGCUAAAGAGAAGGACCAUAGAAGAUGAAGUGAAAUUUGAGCAUUCUGGCUUCGAUGAGGCAGCGAAAGAUAUUUGCAGAAUGUUCUUAGCUAAAAAAGUUGAAAAUCGUUUAGGAAGCAGGAGUGCUAAUGACGAUCCCAGGAAGCACCAUUUCUUUAAGUCUAUAAACUUCCGUAGGCUGGAGGCAGGCGUUACAGAUCCUCCCUUUGUGCCAGAUCCAUCUGUUGUCUAUGCCAAAGAUGUUGCAGACAUUGAUGACUUCUCUGAAAUUAGAGGAAUUGAGUUUAAUGACAAGGACAAUCAAUUUUUCAAGAAAUUUUCCACAGGGGCUGUCUCUGUAUCCUGGCAGAACGAAGUAAUUGAAACAGGACUGUUUGCGGAACUGAAUGAUCCCAACAGAGUGAUUGGUGCAGGUGGCAAGUCUGCAGUUUGUUUGUUGUUAUAA
Molecule: messenger RNA, 1641 nt
Organism: Gekko japonicus
Lineage: Eukaryota; Metazoa; Chordata; Lepidosauria; Squamata; Gekkonidae
Gene: GRK7
Product: G protein-coupled receptor kinase 7
Exons: 4
Coding region: 1-1641 (546 amino acids)
Biological process (GO): signal transduction; protein phosphorylation; regulation of signal transduction
Cellular component (GO): cytoplasm
Molecular function (GO): ATP binding; rhodopsin kinase activity
Source: RefSeq, a predicted model, not a curated record